UACCAUCGUUAUGUAUUAUAAAAUUAAGUAUGAAUUUAAAACGCGACAACUAACGCGAUCACCAGCGUAGAACGUCGAAUUAAAAGAGAUUCGUGAUUCUGGUUCGAGCGAUUUAGGACGAUUGAAGCGAAUUUUUUCAGCGUAGUUUGUACGUCCGAUUUCUCAAAAUAGUUUGUAUGCCAUUAAAUGUUACACCAUAAGAGGCGAACAACUGCAUUUUCACUUAUGUUCAGUCCGAUUGAAAUUUUCUUUCUCUUGGCAUGUUGAGAAGACUUGUACCAAAUGCUCGUUCCAAUUUCGAGAAUUCAAUAUUACGAAUUAUUAGAUGCCCACAGUCGUACGCGAUUGUGAAUUUGUGAAAAAUUUUCCAGAAUUACUCGUCGUUCGAUAAAAACUUUGAUCGUAAUCGUUGCGAUCGACUAAAUAUUUCACUGAUACGAUUGUUACUUCUCCCUUCGUAAUUCACCGAGAAAUUUGAAAACAAAUGGAAUUCGCUUGUACACGGAGGGCCAAGAGGAUAUUCGAAAAAGUAAUAACCGAAGUAAAACCGUUAAAUGCGUGCCGUAUAAUCUUCCCAAGCAACAGAGUACAACAGAGCCUGGGAAAAUGGCUAAUAAAUUAGAAAUGAUCGAGUGUCCUUUGAGAAAGUGAAGACUGCCAAUGGUGUUAUUAACCUCACGGAAAAGGAAGGAAAUAUUUCAGAGAGCGCCACGUGCAAAUUAAUGAAACACGUCACCGUUACAUUUAACGUAUACAAGAAGAACACCCGAAAUUCUUUUUCGAACGCGAAGUUUAAAUGUUAACUAUGUGAACAUUCUUUCUUCGAACAAAUCAAGAAGUUUCCAUAAUGAUCGAAAUCCUAACCUGACUUUCUCUAUUUUGAACAAGUGCACAGUGUGAAAUAUGAUGUCCAAUGGUAUUCGGAUUUCUACCAAGGAAAUUGGAGGAAGAUCAAUGUCGCUUAAUACAACGUGUUCACCCAAACCGUCAUCGACACUGAACUCUCCAUUGAUGAAGUUAUCUUCCUACUUUCUAGCUGUACGACCAUGGUCGUUAAGCGCUUCGUUAAUGCCAACGCUUCUUGGAUCUGUGCUCGCGUAUCGAUUGAUAGGGUUGACAAAUUUUAGUUGGAUAUCUUUUGUUCUUACUUUGUAUACAGUGUUUUGCGUACAUGGAGCUGGUAAUGUAGUGAAUACUUUUUUCGAUUACAUAAAAGGGGUGGACAGUCGAAAAAGCGACGAUAGAAUAUUAGUGGAUCAAAUUUUAUCGAAAGAUGAAUUAGUUUCAUUGGGUGCAUUAUUGUAUGCAAUAGGAUGUUUGGGUUUCGUUUUAUUAACUAUUAUAUCACCUGCAAAAAUGGAGCAUCUAGCUCUUGUAUACUUUGGUGGUUUAUCUUUCUCAUUUCUUUAUACGGGAGGUAUAGGAUUCAAGUACAUUGCGUUAGGCGAUGUUCUCAUCUUAGUUAUAUUUGGCCCAAUUUCUGUUCUUUUCGCGUUCAUGGCUCAGACUGGUUACUUCGAAUUAGGGACAAUAUACUAUGCUAUACCUCUUGCAUUAAACACAGAGGCCAUUUUACAUAGUAAUAACACUCGAGAUCUGGAGAGCGACAAAAAGGCAGGAAUAGUAACACUAGCCAUAUUAAUAGGUCACACUGUAUCUCAUGUUUUAUAUGCUUUUUUAUUAUUCACACCGUACGUAACUUUCGUGGUGCUUGCACUAAGAUAUUCGGUUUGGUUUCUUCUACCAGUCGUUACUCUACCAACUGCCUUUAAGAUAGAAAAACAAUUUCGAAGUCCUCACAUGAUUCAGAGUGUGCCUAAACAAACAGCUAAAUUAAAUAUGUUUUUGGGCAUUUUGUAUGUUGUUGCAUGUUUACUUGUGGAUCCUCUUCCUUACGUGUAAUAUAAAUAUAUCUUGUGUCAAUGUUUGACAGAAAGUUUUUAUAGUUCAAUCAAUUCUAUAGGCAGCUGAUAAACCAAUCCACUGCAUACUUUCAAAUAAAAUUCUCUUGCUAUUAAAUUGAUUGUUACGGAUCAUCUAAUAUGCGACUGUGAGACUGUUCAAAUUUACUUUUUAUAAUCUAUAAUUUAUUUAUCUGUCUGGUGUAAACAUUGUUAUUGUACAUUACAGAAUUUGUUUCUCAUUUAGUGUAUCAUACAAUCAAGUUUUCCUAAUAUAAUACACAUUUAGAUACAACUUUUCAGCGACGCGAUGAUCCUUCAUAUGUACAAAGUGCCUGCAUUAUUUAGAAUCUGAAUUUGUACUUGUAUUUCUUUGAUAUGUCUAAUAAGCAUAAUAUUUUUGCACCUAACAUUAGGUGUAAACAAAUGUGAAUUUUAAACGUAUACUUAUUUAAAUAUGUUUACAUAUAAUUUAUCUCAUUGUUUAGAAUUUUAAGUAGCAUUACUCAUACGAAACUGUAUGCAUAUCCUAAAAUGUUUUGUAAUUUUGAAAACAUAAUACAACUUGAACACUGAAGUUUUUACAUUUUAUAGAUUGAUAAAUUUACAAAAUAAGACAAUAAGUUUCGAUGCCGUACUAUUAAUCGUGCAGUGGAGUACUGCUUCGUCGUUCUAUAAUGCAGAUGAGAAACGAUGCUGUGACUGUUAGAAGAAGUUAUUGAUUUAGCUCUGUCUAUAAUAGUCAACUUGUACCAUGUACCAUGUUUUCUAAAAAUACACUAUGCAAUUACAUUAAAGGAUAAUUAUACAAAAAUAGUAAACAAGAGGUGAUGAGAAUCAAUGUUCGUGUUUUAUUUAUUAUGUAUAAAAAGAUGUAUUUUAUUUGUAAAUGCAAAAUCACUUGAAUUAAAAUAUUCGUAACACGACAGAAGUAAUCUAUGUAAAAUGUAAUGUAAUUAUUUAUGUUUAAAUGCAGAUACUUAAUUAAUAUCGAUCACUUUUAUCGCAGACUUAUAGAGUAUUUAGUCUCGAUAAAAAAACCAAGAAUGGAAAAGGAGAAAUAAGUUUUAUAGUAAUCAUUUAAUAAAUGACUUUU
Nomia melanderi (Alkali bee) is the source of this 2997-nucleotide messenger RNA. RefSeq names its product UbiA prenyltransferase domain-containing heix (gene heix). Gene Ontology annotation, molecular function: prenyltransferase activity. Gene Ontology annotation, cellular component: endoplasmic reticulum; Golgi membrane. Gene Ontology annotation, biological process: menaquinone biosynthetic process; vitamin K biosynthetic process. Lineage: Eukaryota; Metazoa; Arthropoda; Insecta; Hymenoptera; Halictidae. The record is from RefSeq and is a predicted model, not a curated record.